Molecule: messenger RNA, 4265 nt
Organism: Alligator mississippiensis (American alligator)
Lineage: Eukaryota; Metazoa; Chordata; Crocodylia; Alligatoridae
Gene: STYXL2
Product: serine/threonine/tyrosine interacting like 2
Exons: 5
Coding region: 20-3514 (1164 amino acids)
Biological process (GO): protein dephosphorylation; negative regulation of MAPK cascade
Cellular component (GO): cytoplasm
Molecular function (GO): protein tyrosine/serine/threonine phosphatase activity; MAP kinase phosphatase activity
Source: RefSeq, a predicted model, not a curated record
GCAGACCCCAACAGCUGCUAUGGCAAGCAGCAGGGACUCAGACAGUGAGCAAGUGGUACCAGAUGAAGAGGAUGGACCAGAUGUGAAGGCAGUACAGGCCCGCUAUCUCCGCAGCCCCUCCCCGAGUCGGUGCUCAAUAAUGUCAGACACAGACACAGAGAGUAUUUUCAUGGAGCCAAUCCACCUGUCUUCUGCUGUGGCUGCCAAACAGAUAAUCAAUGAAGAGCUGAAGACAAAAGAGGUCAAAGCAGAUACAGUUUGUCUGGGGAUGUUGGAAUCUGCAAAGCAGCUGCUGGUAGAGGACCUGUAUAACCGAGUUAAGGAAAAGAUUGAUGACACCAGCCUGUUCAACACACCAUGUGUGAUGGACUUGCAGAGGGCACUGGUGAAAGACAGGCUAGAAGCCCCCAAAGAUCCUGUGGAUGAAGUCUGGCCCAAUGUCUUCAUAGCAGAGAAGAGUGUCGCAGUGAACAAAGGCCGUCUGAAGAGACUUGGCAUCACCCACAUCCUAAAUGCAGCUCAUGGUACUGGUGUGUACACAGGGUCAGAUUUCUACAAUGGCUUGAAUAUCCAGUACCUGGGCAUUGAGGUGGAUGAUUUCCCAGAUAUGGACAUCUCCAAACACUUCCACCAGGCUGCAGAAUUCCUCGAUGAAGCAUUGCUGACUUACAGAGGUAAAAUCCUGGUGAGCAGUGAAAUGGGAAUCAGUCGUUCAGCUGUGCUGGUGGCUGCUUACCUGAUGAUCUAUCACCACAUGACCAUCUUGGAGGCCUUGAUGACCCUGAGAAAGAAGCGUGCUAUUUACCCCAAUGAUGGCUUUUUGAAACAGCUUAGGGACCUCAAUGAGCAGCUGCUGGAGGAGCGAGAGGAGGAGGAUGCUGCUGGUGAGGAUGACACCGCUAGCCAGAGUUCAGUCAUCCAAGCAGGGGCUUGUUCCCUGCCGUCUGGGGCAGAGGACUCUGGAAGUGUCAUGGGAGCCAAAGUGCACUCCAUCACAGUGGAGGAAGAAGAUAACACCAGCAUCCUCGGAAGUGUUCUGAGCUCCUCAUCCUUGGGAAAAUCAAGUUUGGCUUCCAAGCAGCCUACUCUCAUCAGUGAGGAAGAGGAGGAACAGCUGUAUGAGGAGUGGAGAAAAAAUCAAGGCUUGCCUGCAAGGGAGCUACCAAACAAGGAGGAAGAAAGAAAACCUCUGAGGCUUCCAGACCAGGCUGGGGAAGAAUCUGAGGAGGAUGUGGAGAGAAUGAUCCAAGAGUGGCAGUGCAGAAAUGAGAAAUACCAAGUGGAAGGUAAAUGUCCACCCAAGAGGGAGGAUGAAGACUGUAGCAUGGGAGGAAGACCCUAUCAUUCAAGUGAAUUCAGUGACACUGAGAGCGUGAGCAGCCUCGACAUCCAAAUCUUGAAGCAACAACUGGAAGCCAGUGGCAUCAAAAGGAUGACAAGGGGCCGCACAAACUCUAUGUCUACAGAGAGCACCUGGGACAUGUGGAACCAAAGGCUACUAGAGAUUGAGAAAGAAGCAGCUCAGCGAUAUUGCUCUAGGAAUAAAAGUUGUGAGGACAGUCCAGAACAAGGGCCAGGAGGAAAGGUCAGGGAUGUGGAUGAGGAAAGUGUGUUCUCAGAUACCAGCUCCUUCUAUAACUUCUGCCAAAAGAACAAAGACAAGCUGACUCCUCUUGAAAGAUGGAAGAUCAAGAGAAUCCAGUUUGGCUUUCACAAGAAGGACCUUGAAUCAUCCGAACGCCCCAAAGUGGAAGAGGGCAGCCAGCCAGGUGAGGAGGCCACAGAAGAGAAGCGUCUGUCAGAUGUUAACCUGACUGCUUACCAGGCCUGGAAAAUGAAACACCAGAAAAAGGUCGGCAGUGAAAACAAGAAUGAGAUUGUGGAGCUUGCCAAGGGCGAAGAUUCUGCCUCAGCUAAAAAGAAGCAGAGGCGAGCGGAGCUGCUUGAACAUUCAAAGAAGGUCCUGGAAGAAAGCCAGUCCCUGUGCAGCUGGGAAGCAGAGAGCGCAAUGAGUGGCAGUAUCCCACUGUCAGCUUUUUGGCCUUCAACACCUUCCAUAAGUGGUGCUGAUGAUUCAGCUUCUGCACUAAGUGUGCAGAGUAACCUCCCACCUUUAUCUCAGACCAGAAGCAGCAUUGGGGCCAUGCAGCCCCAAAUGCCAGUUAUACCUUUACCUAACCUCCAAGCUGGCCCAAGUGAUACAAUAUCCAUGGCAAGUAUUCAGAACUGGAUUGCCAAUGUGGUUAGUGAAACCAUCGCUCAGAAACAAAGUGAGAUACUGAUGCUGUCCCGCCCACCCUCUGAAAUGGCUUCCAGCAUGAAGUCAGGUGAUUUUGGCAGGCACCUAGAUGAUGACAAGAUCUCCCUCCUCAGUGCACAGAGUGGCUCAUCUCUAGCUGGUUCACUACUCCGCCAGCGGGACAUGCACUGUGCUGAUACCCAGUCUGUCCUGUCUUGCAACACCUCAAUGAGCGCAAGGACAGAAGGGUCCAGCUUGCGAGUGACACAGACAAGCAAGCCAUUGUUCAGUCUUUUCGCAGAUGAUGUUGACCUGAAGAAACUCAGCCGGAAGGAGAAGGAGAUGCAAAUGGAGAUGAGGGAGAAAAUGUCAGAUUAUCAAAUUGAAAAGCUUGUCAGAGACAACAAACGCAGCACUUUAUUUAAAAAGAAAAAGGACAAGGGAGAAGAUGAAGAAGAGAAAGUAAAAGAUGACACAGAAAGCACACUAGGCAAUGUUAGAUACCCCUUGCAAACAGAUAUUGACAGAAAUCAUACCGCUUCUGCUUUCUCCGGUCAAUAUGCAAAUACUGGUGCCAUGAAUUCAGAGACAGAGAUGAAUGUUAGCAAGUGGCUCAAUGACCUGAAAGAAGAAGAAAGGCCAUCACAUCAUACCCAGAGUGAGAAGGCUGGUGAGAAACACAACAGAUCCUCCACUGUUAGACAGGUAAACUCUGAAUCAGAAUCAUCCAGCUACAGAUUCUCCAGAUCCCAAAGAGCGAAACUGGACAGUUUUUCUUCCUCUGAGUCUAAUGGUGAUUCACUGAGAACCACAUCAAGAUUUUCCUCUGUCUCUGCAGAAAAGGAUAAGGAAAUGUACAAGUUCACCCGAUCAAAGGUUAGUGAGACAAGUUCCAGGGAAGAAAGCCCAGAGCCAUAUUUUUUCAGAAAAACACCUGAACCAUCCUCUGACUCUGAAUCUCCUGAAGCAUCAGCACACAGUCGAUUCAGAUCCCGACAUGUUGAAGAAUCUGAAGAAGAGUCCAGGACCGAUAUGUCUGAAUUUGGAGCAAAGAGAAAGUUCACCCAAAGUUUUUCAAAGUCUGAGGAGGAUGGAGAGAAAGAAGAGAAAGUGGAAAAAAGUGAGGAGAGGUUUGCAUCAAGGAGAUCCUCACAGUACCGGCACAGCACCCGCAAGGAAGAGGAAGAGGAAAUGGAUGAUGAUGCCAUUAUUGCUGCUUGGAGAAACCGGCUGGAAGAAACUCAGGCAAAGCUCCGGCGAAGGAGAGAAGAAUGAUAAAGGAUAAGAUUUUGAAGAUUCUAGGUGGACUGUAAUCGAAUCUCAACUCUGGGGAAAGGGGGAGAGCUUUCUGUUCAGGAGUCCCAGACCCAGCUAUCACCUGAAUCAUUCACCAUUACAUUUGUGGAUCAUACUACAUGGCUGGCAGAACAUUGCUAAUGUCCUGCAAGCAUUUAUUUCUCUUUAACCAACAGCCUUGGUAGGAGGAGGUCAAGCACUGGAAGUAUUUGUGGCUUGCUGAAAAGAAGCAGCUUGUGCUCAGUGAUCAGUAUAGGUAUAAAAAGCAUAAGGAGCUACUUGCAUCUGAAGAAUAUUUUAUUAGCAAAUGCAGGUAAUGCCAUUAUGCCCCAUAGGAUAGUGCCCACAAAUCAAGACUUUGGUCCAAAGCCAUUUUGAUUAUAUCAAGUUUCUAGAUUCACUAAAGAGCUGCUCCAGCAUUUUUUUCUACUUUCAUUUAAAUUGGAAGUAGGAGAGAUAAUAUACAACCUUCCUUUGAAAAUGUAGGUUCUUCUCUUAAUAGCUUUGCUGUUACUGAUAAUUUCUUAUUAAUACCCCUUUUCUUAUUUAGCAGAAGCCCACCUUUUUUUACCCCCACCAAUGUCAUGAAUGUCAGCAAAAAUGGCAAAGUGGGGAAUCCUGGUUGGUCACUUAAUAGGAGAGGGAAAUGAUUGUGAAAGCAAAAGAAGACUGUACCAAAUGUUACUGAUGUAUGUUACUGAAAGGAGCAUACAGAAACAUUCUGAAUGCA